UGUUCCUCAAAAUCCCUAGAAUAGUCGACAAUCAAAUCUCUGAUCCAAGGGGACAAAAGGGGCGAAUACAUCAGAGUACAAAAAAAAUCUUUCGAUCGUCUGAUCGAACGAAGACGAGGAAGAGAUGACGGAAGCGGUGAUAAGGAACAAGCCUGGAAUGGCGAGCGUGAAGGACAUGCCGCUGCUUCAGGAUGGUCCGCCGCCAGGUGGGUUCCCGCCGAUCCGAUAUGCUCGACGGAUUCCCAGCAAAGGUCCGAGUGCUAUGGCCAUUUUCCUCGCCGUCUCCGGUGCUUUUGCUUACGGGAUGUAUCAGGUUGGACAGGGCAACAAGCACCGCAGGGCGCUUAAGGAGGAGAAAUAUGCUGCUCGUAGAGCAAUACUACCUAUGCUUCAAGCAGAAGAAGAUGAAAGGUUUGUGAGCGAGUGGAAAAAGUAUCUGGAAUACGAGGCUGAAGUGAUGAAGGAUGUGCCCGGAUGGAAGGUUGGGGAAAGCGUGUACAAUUCCGGCCGUUGGAUGCCUCCAGCAACUGGGGAGCUCCGUCCUGAUGUCUGGUAAUGUCCUUAUUCAUCCUCAAUGGAAGGAUGGGCUCCUUAUAUGAUGAAUGCUUUGAAUCAUUUCGGAUUUUGUUUCUACCUUCACUCGUAAUAAAAGGAUGAUACAGUUCAUGUGGUGCUUGGAGUAAUGGCACUAACAGUUUUUUUUUUUCACAUGCAAUGAUGAAUUGGACCCCGUUUCCUUUGUUAUGUAAAAGAUUAGUUUAAGCUUCUUUCUUUUAGGUAA
Messenger RNA from Tarenaya hassleriana, 781 nucleotides. Its product is annotated as NADH dehydrogenase [ubiquinone] 1 alpha subcomplex subunit 13-A. Lineage: Eukaryota; Viridiplantae; Streptophyta; Magnoliopsida; Brassicales; Cleomaceae. Bases 125 to 556 code for a protein of 143 amino acids. The transcript has 3 exons. The record is from RefSeq and is a predicted model, not a curated record.